Messenger RNA from Mandrillus leucophaeus (drill), 1429 nucleotides. It is a transcript of the gene ADRA2C, whose product is annotated as adrenoceptor alpha 2C. Lineage: Eukaryota; Metazoa; Chordata; Mammalia; Primates; Cercopithecidae. Gene Ontology annotation, molecular function: alpha2-adrenergic receptor activity. The record is from RefSeq and is a predicted model, not a curated record. Gene Ontology annotation, biological process: platelet activation; regulation of vasoconstriction; regulation of smooth muscle contraction. Gene Ontology annotation, cellular component: membrane. The annotation marks the transcript as partial. The transcript has 2 exons.
GCAGGGCUGGCGGCCGUGGUGGGCUUCCUCAUCGUCUUCACCGUGGUGGGCAACGUGCUGGUGGUGAUCGCCGUGCUGACCAGCCGGGCGCUGCGCGCGCCACAGAACCUCUUCCUGGUGUCGCUGGCCUCGGCCGACAUCCUGGUGGCCACGCUAGUCAUGCCCUUCUCGCUGGCCAACGAGCUAAUGGCCUACUGGUACUUCGGGCAGGUGUGGUGCGGCGUGUACCUGGCGCUCGAUGUGCUGUUUUGCACCUCGUCGAUCGUGCACCUGUGUGCCAUCAGCCUGGACCGCUACUGGUCGGUGACGCAGGCCGUCGAGUACAACCUGAAGCGCACGCCACGCCGCGUCAAGGCCACCAUCGUGGCCGUGUGGCUCAUCUCGGCCGUCAUCUCCUUCCCGCCGCUGGUCUCGCUCUACCGCCAGCCCGACGGCGCCGCCUACCCGCAGUGCGGCCUCAACGACGAGACCUGGUACAUCCUGUCCUCCUGCAUCGGCUCCUUCUUCGCGCCCUGCCUCAUCAUGGGCCUGGUCUACGCGCGCAUCUACCGCGUGGCCAAGCUGCGCACGCGCACGCUCAGCGAGAAGCGCGCCCCCGUGCGCAGCAGCGUGUGCCGCCGCAAGGUGGCCCAGGCGCGCGAGAAGCGCUUCACCUUCGUGCUGGCCGUGGUCAUGGGCGUGUUCGUGCUCUGCUGGUUCCCCUUCUUCUUCAGCUACAGCCUGUACGGUAUCUGCCGCGAGGCCUGCCAGGUGCCCGUCCCGCUCUUCAAGUUCUUCUUCUGGAUCGGCUACUGCAACAGCUCGCUGAACCCGGUCAUCUACACGGUCUUCAACCAGGACUUCCGGCGGUCCUUCAAGCACAUCCUCUUCCGACGGAGGAGAAGGGGCUUCAGGCAGUGACUCGCGCCCGUCUGGGGAUCCUGGACAGCUCCACGCUCAGGGCUGGGCAGAAAGGGCGGCCCAGACGGGAGCUUUCCCAGAGACCCGGGGAUGGAUUGGCCUCCAGGGCGCAGGGGAGGGUGCGGCAGGGCAGGAGCUUGGCAGAGAGAUAGCUGGGCUCCGGGGAGUGGGGAGGAGAGAGGGGGAGACCCCUUUGCCUUCCCGCCUCAGCAAGGGGCUGCUUCUGGGGCUCCCUGCCUGGAUCCAGCUCUGGGGGCCCUGCCGAGGUGUGGCUGUGAGGUCAGGGUUUUAGAGAGCAGUGGCAGAGGUAGCUUCCUAAAUGGGCGAGCAAGGAGCCCCCCGAAACACACUACCACUCCCCAUCCCCGUCUGACCAAGGGCUGACUUCUCCAGGACCUAGUCGGGGGGUGGCUGCCAGGGGGCAAGGAGAAAGCACCGACAAUCUUUGAUUACUGAAAGUAUUUAAAUGUUUGCCAAAAACAACAGCCAAACCACCAAACUAUUUUCUAAAUAAACCUUUGUAAUCUAA